AGAAGCACACAAGUACUGAGUCAAAGGAAACUGGACAGGCUGAAACAUGUCUUCUAGCAAGAGAAUGAAGGUGCUCCUCUUCUUUGCUCUGUUCUUUGGAGCAACAGGGUUUCUCUUCUUGAUUCUCUCCUGCGGGACUGAAUACUGGCUGCUGGCCGCAGAGUCCUGCAGCAACCCUGGAGAAACCCAUGGAGACCGCAACCUGAGAGAGAUGAAGACUUCGGCUGGUGUGACCAUUUUCCACGAGGGUCUGUUCUGGCGGUGCUCCUACAUCACCUUUUCUCAUGAUUACUCAAUAUGGGACCUUUGGAUCUCGAAUCAGCCUCUACCAAAAGUGUGCCAGGCCGCUUUCCUCUUCCCAUUUCCCAGUAACAAGCCUGUGGAGCAGUGGGAGGAGCUGCGCAGUUUUCCCAUAGAGCCUUAUGACCGCAAUUCAGCCACCGUCUUCAGGAUCUGCUGGACCAUCUUCUUUGUCACGGGUUUGGCGGCCGUCAUCAUCGGUGGGUUCGUUGUCAUCUGUGCUGGCCCACUGACCAACCACAAACUCUAUAAAGUGGGCGGGGCUCUACAGGUGCUCGGCGGCGUGUGCCUGCUCACCACGGUGAUGAUGUAUAUUAUGUGGAUCCAGGUCCUGGACACUCUGGAUCAGUUUACCCAACAUCAGAAAGCCUCUCGCUGCUCGUCCUUCCGUCUCAGCAUCCAGCACGGCCCCUCGUUCUUCCUGGCUCCAGUGGCCGUCUUCUUCAGCCUGCUGGCCGGCCUCCUCUUCAUCCUGGUUGGCCGAAGCAUCGAGAGUGUAGAGGUGGACAGCAUGGACAAAAUCUCAGACACUUCGACAGCUGAGCUGUGACAACAGACGAUCACAUUUUUUAAAGUUCAUCACUCUGAGGGUCGUGAGUGGGACUCCAGUGUGUUUCAUGUACAAAUGAGCUGUGGGUCUGGAGCUGAUGUCUUUGAUAGAGAAGAAUAACAAAUGUUUGUAGCUUAAAAUCAGUCACAGAAGGUUCCUAAAGAAGCAGGUUUUGGCUUGUAUCAUUGAUUGAAUGCCAUUUUUAUGUUGUUGUCCCUGGCCAACAAUACUGGCCAAAAACUGUAACACGGUUAUUUGCAGACUGCCAGAAUGAGGCGGCGUUACCGUGAAUUUUAUAUACAGCCUAUGGUCGACUCAGAUCAUAGACUGUAUAUAAAGGAUGGAGGUAGCCACAGCUACAACCCAACAGUUUUUGGACUUAAUGCUUUGAAACCUCAGUGUUUUUCUGAAGCCAGAAGUGACCAUAUCUGGAAAAGAGGAGGGAGUGCUAAGUGAUCAGCUGGCAUUAGCAAGAUUGUUUAGCAACCAACAUCCAUAAAUUGUACAUAUCUACUAAUUAGUGUCCAGUUCAGUGACUCAAGCCCCGCAGAAAGCUAGUGGCUACAGCUCAUCAAUGAAAACGCAGCGUUGCCGCUAACUUUAAUCUCAAAAAAUGCAAACAGGCGAGUUAUAAAAUAAUUAUUUCUGCUGUAAAGUUGAACAUUUUUAGACGCGAGUCUAUGGAGUCAGUCUUAGGUGGCCAUGUUGGCUUCAUUUUUUAGGAAGCUGCCAUUUUCAGUCAAACUCUUACCAACCCGAGGACAUUUUGAUUGCACUGUUGCUGUGGACAAAAAGUCAAAUGAUUGUGUCACCAGAAAGAAACUUUUUUCCAUUUGUUUCGAAAAGUUUGAUAUUUUCCAUCAGUUAUUUCGGAAAGGGAAAAUUUAAAAUAUUCUAGACUCAUUACAAGGAAACUAAAAUGUUUCAAGUGUUUUUCCAGCAGGACUUUGCUCCUGCCCACAGCGCCAAAAUCAGAUGGUUUGGUGACCAUGUUGCUACUGUGCUUGAUUGGUCAACCGGGCCACCUGACCUCAGCGCCAAAGUGAGAAUCCAUGUGUUACUGUCAAGAGGAAGAUGAGACCCAAAAAUACCCAGCAUCAGAAGGCCGUAACCUGCGCUUCAGGAAUUUAAAAAUUACAUGAAAGUCUGGCUGCCUGGAAGCAAAAUAUACAGAAACGAGGUAAUGAAUAUAGACUAUAUGGAAGAUGACUUUUUUUUGAAUCCAUUAUGAAAAUAAUGAUUUUUUUUGCCAUAUUGGAGAUGCACUAGCACGUGAUUAUUAUUUCUAUCAGGAGUAAACACAAAAGAUCUGGAUGGAUGACAUCAGGAUUUGCAUCAUUUAAAUGUAAAAUCAGAGGCAGCCAAAUGAUUGACACGAAAUCUCUCAAACCAUACAGCGACGGCAAAAGGCUCACAACACAAAAAUGCUUCCAUCAGCGAGGAUAAAGUUGGUCAUUGCAAAUGAUUUUUCUAAUCUAUUUAACAGAUCCCAUUGUGAUUAAUACCCCUCCACUCCCAGUCUGCUUUUAUGAUAAUUGAUAAAUCAAGUUUGACAGAAGUUGAAGAGAAGAAGGUCGUGUGUGUGUCUGUGUGUAAGCAGUGAGUAGAUUGAGUGUGACUGUGGCUGCCUGUCAUCAGGACAUCAGGCUGAAGAUCUGAAAUACUGGGUCAGAGGGAUGGAGAUUAUAAUAAAUUAGACUGUCAUAAUCCAUUUUCUGAUAGGAGUGCUGCUUUGGCCUGCGUGUAAAAACACCAAACGGCCACUAGAGGGCAGAGUCAGCUCAGGAUAGUGUUUGAUGGUGUUGCUUCUCACCUCAUUAAAAUCACUUUUAUCCCCUAGUAGCCUCCUUACAAUGAUGUCCGACAGCAUCGCAGCGAAAUGCAGCUCGGCGGCGCGCACGUCAGAUCAGGUCUGCAAAGAGGGGGAAGCACGAGUGAAAUUUGUAAGUGAUAAUUAAUUCAACUGCUUUAAUUUUCCUCACAAACAAAAGAAUGAUGUUUUUUUUCCCCCCUCCUUUGAAAUUCAGUAUAACUAACAUUAUAUCACAAGAGGAAGAGGAGGAGGGUGGGUGGAGGAUGGAGGCCCUCAGUCACACCUUUAUAAUUGGAAAAGGCAAACAGAAGUGAGACCUCGAGAUGAUACAGUGACGAAAACGAGUCUUUCAUUAUUCUUUCACGUCUCAGGCUCCUGCUCUUAUCCGUUCCUUCUCCUCUUAAUCUCCGCUGCGAACUAGGUGAGCAUAAUUACACCUGAGCUUGUCACGUUCACUCACCCCCCCCACCACCCAGCCGUCACCAAACGUCUCUGUCACCUCCUCUUCCUCGCCGCCAGCAGGCACUUGGGUUGAGCUUUACUUUCUGAUAAACGUGACGAGAUCCAGUCGUAUCGCUCGGUUUCAGUCUUGGAGAUUGUGGCAGAUCCAUUACUUGAUCCAGGAGUGGAUGUGGAAGUUGUGGAAGCUCCAGGAACGCGCGUGCACUCUCCACCACCGACACUGGGCCUUUGCAGCAGAUAGAGCUGUCUGCAGCAAACACCACAAAGGCAACAAAGGACUUAGAGCAGGUCACCCACUAAGUGGAAGGUUGGUGGUUUGAUCCCUGGCUGCUCCAUUCUGCAUGCCAAAGUGUUCUUGGGGGAUACUGAAUCCUACUUUGCUCUCUGAUGCAACCGUCGGAGUAUGAAUAUGUGUUCAUAGAAAGCACUUAGCCGUAGAAAGAGUGUGUGAAUGGGUGAAUCAGGCAUGCUGUAUAAAAGUCCUCACAGUAGAGCAGAAAAGUGCAGUAUAAGAACCAGCUCAGUCCAUCUGGUUACUGUGGAGGCCAUCUGAGUGCAGCGAACUCAUUGUGAUGUUGGAGAAACCAGUUUGAGAUGACUGGAGCUUUGUGACAUUGUGUGUUAUCAUGCUGGAAGCAGCCAUCAGAGGAUGGGUACACUGUGGUCAUAAAGGGAUGGAGAUGGUCAGCAACAAUACUC
Messenger RNA from Archocentrus centrarchus (flier cichlid), 3824 nucleotides. Its product is annotated as transmembrane protein 182-like. The record is from RefSeq and is a predicted model, not a curated record. The transcript has 5 exons. Lineage: Eukaryota; Metazoa; Chordata; Actinopteri; Cichliformes; Cichlidae. Bases 47 to 850 code for a protein of 267 amino acids. Gene Ontology annotation, cellular component: membrane.